GAACGCUACAAGGUUUCAGUAGGGUAAUAAUGUACCUAUAUUUUUUUUAAUAAUAAUCUUUGUUAAAGAGUUGUUCUGUGAAAUGAAAAUGCAACAAUUUUAGUGUUCACGUAUUAAUUAAUACAGUCAGGUUAUUUUCGUUGCCGUUUCAUACAGCCAGUCGGCAAAAUGGCGAAGGUCCCAUUGGAGGAGGUCAGGAGGUUCAUGGAAGACUGUUUAAUGGCCGUCGGAGCACCAGACAGCGAAGCAAAAGCACACGCUGCUUUGUUACUACACGCUGAUGUUACAGGACACUUUAGCCACGGAUUAAACAGAUUGGUGUUCUAUAUAAACGACAUAGAAAAAGGUGCAACUGACCCAAAUGGGAAGCCGGUCGUGCUCAAGGAGUCGGCUGCGACCGUGCUUGUGGACGGCGGUAACGCGUUGGGUGCAACAGUUGGCAACUUUUGUAUGGACCUCGCUAUCAAGAAAGCUAAGGAAGCUGGCAUUGGAUUAGUUACAGUUAAUCACAGUAAUCACUUCGGGAUGGCAGGCUGGUGGGCUCUGAAGGCGGAGCAACAAGGCCUCAUAGGACUGGCCUUCACCAACUCUUCACCGGUUUUAGUGCCUACUAGAGCUAAACAUUCGGCUUGCGGCACUAAUCCCAUAUCAAUGUUUGCACCCGCGGCCGGCGGGGAUAGUCUAGGAGUUGACAUGGCCACCACAACUGUUGCAAUCGGAAAGAUCGAAGUACAAGUCCACAAAAAUGAGCCGAUACCAGAAGGCUGGGCGUUGGGGCCUGACGGUCAACCUACCACUGACGGGAAUUUGGCUUUGGAGGCGUCACGUCUGCUACCUCUGGGAGGCUCGGAACAAACAAGCGGCUACAAGGGCUACGCUCUGUCACUUCUCGUAGAUGUUCUAUGCAGUGGAUUGUCAGGUUCCCUAGCUUCCUACCAAGUACGGCCUUGGUCAUUGAACGAGAGCAGACAACCUAAUCUGGGGCAAUGCUUCAUAGCGAUAGACCCGGGUUUCUUCGCUCCUGGCUUCGAGGACCGAAUGUCAGAUUGUUUACAACAUUUGAGGAAUAUGGAGCCGGUGGACCCCUCUCUACCGGUGUUGGCUCCGGGGGACAAGGAGCGACAGAACAUUGAGCAGACCCACGGCAGAGGCACUAUCAUGUAUGCUCCCAACAUCAUCCAGUUGUACGAGGACCUAGCCAAGCGACUGGGAGUUCGAGCGAUGCAGUUGGUUGCUUAACAAGCAGUUUUAUAAAAGAAAAGAAAAUACAAAAAGAUACCUGCCCCUCUAGCAUGAGCAACGCGAUAUGAUAUAUAGGUCGUUGUUUUCACACUCUGUUGUCAAAUUACUAUGGAGUUUGACAGUUAGACGCGAUAAAAAUGUGAUAUAACGUAAAUUGUGGUGCACAUGCUACGGGGACUGGACCGCGUUGAUUUUAUCUAGUUAGAAAAAUUUCUUUAGAUACCUAAACCUGGCAG
This is a messenger RNA of Chilo suppressalis (striped riceborer), 1478 nucleotides long. NCBI's taxonomy places the organism in Eukaryota, Metazoa, Arthropoda, Insecta, Lepidoptera, Crambidae. The record is from the annotation of a GenBank genome assembly.